AGAGUGGUUAAGACACGUUGAGGAGAAAUCGUCCUCCAUGGAGCCGGAACACGACCUCUCCACCAGCAGCAGCGGCUGUGCCGAGCGGGCAGCUCGGGUGCCUGGGCACACACAAAGCUGUUUGCUUUGAGGAGAAAGAGUGAUUAGCUUGUUCAUCCGUCCUGGAAAAACAUCACCUGGCAACAAAGAGCAAAGGGAACAAGUUUGCAGGGCGGCAGAGGGACCUCUGGGACCAGCACUGAGGAGUGAGCAAGGCCACCGGCUGCUGCCAGCUGAGCUCCCAGUCCUCAGUGGAGUCCUUGCAAGGUGACAAGAGCAGCGAGGAGGGAGUGCCGGUGCAGCAGCCACCUCCACGUGACCUCCCGUCCAGGGUCCCACUGCAGAGACCUGGCAGGAGCCAGGCAACUCCGUCGGACCCGGCCAAAAGUCACGCAGGCACAAGAGCAGCCAGGCAGCAGCGGCAGCCUCAGCCCCCACAGCCCCAUGUCCUGGGGCACAGGGCAGCACCUGCCCCCUGGGCUCCCCAGGGCCACACUGCGGAAAUCAGCAUCGAUGUACACUGAAAUACAACGGGAGCGACCAGAUGGUGGGAAUAUCCUGACUCACCCAGAUUACAUAGAUGGAAACCCAGACCUCAUCAAACCUAAAAAGCUCCUAAAUCCUGUAAAAGCCUCGAAGAGCCAUCAAGAGCUGCACAGAGAGCUGCUGAUGAACCACAAAAGAGGUUUGGGCGUGGACAGCAAGCCAGAGCUGCAGCGGGUGCUUGAGCACCGAAGGCGAGACCUGCUCAUCAAACAGAAAAAGGAAGAGGAAGAGGCAAGGAAAUUGCAGUCUCCUUUUGAAAAAGAGCUAUUAAAGAGGCACCAGAGGCUGGAUCAGUUGGAGAAAGAGCAGGAGAAGCAGGAAGACCACGAACCAGAAUUCAUUAAAGUCAAGGAAAACCUGAGAAGAACAUCAACAGUGACAGGGGAUGAGAAAGUAGCGUAGCUUCUGCCAAAACUCAACAGGGAUCCUACCAAGGCCAGUGCUAACACACACCUGCUGACAUCUCUGUACAUGGUGCACAUUCACAGCCACAUUGUCGGGGCUACUUAUGGUUAUUAACACUUGCUCCUGUAGAAGGCACAGAAAAGGUUUUCCCAGCCCAGGAGGGAAUCACUGUGGAAAAAGUGCAGUAUUCACUGAAGAAGUACUCACACAAGUGGAUGCAGAGAUAAUGAUGUUAUUCCCCCCCCAGACCGUGGGUGCACUCUAACCACCAGAUAACUCUUGUUAAACUCUAGGGACACAGCGAAUAUUUAAGCCAGGGAAGUCUGUGGAGGCUUGGGGUAACCCUGCUUCUUCCUGAAGGCAGGCUUGCCAGGCACAAGGUGAUAAGAGGGCAGCUGCAGCUGCAGAGAACCUCCUGGAAACCUGGUAAGGUAACUAAAAGGGACAACCUGUGUAUUACUGAAUACAACCUAGAUGACCGUAAUGGCUUUCCUAAGGGUCACUGGUAUUGCACCAGUGUGUGUCAAGCCUGGCUGAGGCUGUGUGUCCCAGCAGCACACUUGUGCUAUUAAAAAAACCAACCUCUGUGUGCCCAUACCAGUGCAGCACAGGCAGAUGCCACUGUUCUUCACAAGCACCUUUAAACUGCAUUUCAACCCUGUUUCAAAGUGGCUAUUUAGGCAGUUCCACGCUGAGGCAGAAAAUACAUUGGACUGUUCCAUCAACACCCCAAGUGGGAGGCAAAUGCUCUGUGCAGAAAGCAAAGGCUGGGUGUUUCCAGCACGGCUGUCCAUAGAAGCAUGCAGUGACUGAGCAGAAGAUCCCUGAGGAUGUAGCAGACAGACAAACUGCUUCUUGCCCCUGGACUACUGAGCUUCAGCCCCUCACCCAGCAGCC
Empidonax traillii (willow flycatcher) is the source of this 1887-nucleotide messenger RNA. RefSeq names its product family with sequence similarity 107 member A (gene FAM107A). Gene Ontology annotation, biological process: actin filament polymerization; actin filament bundle assembly; regulation of actin cytoskeleton organization. The transcript has 4 exons. Bases 484 to 987 code for a protein of 167 amino acids. Gene Ontology annotation, cellular component: neuron projection; synapse; stress fiber. NCBI's taxonomy places the organism in Eukaryota, Metazoa, Chordata, Aves, Passeriformes, Tyrannidae. The record is from RefSeq and is a predicted model, not a curated record.